GAAGAGGGCACAGCCAGCUACUCAAACAACGCCCAACAACCAAGGAGAUAUGUCAACACAGAAAGGUUUGGUUGCUGUUCAUCGUGAGCUGUUAAUGACAAGACGCUGACGUUUAUGAUCAGCAAGUGAGAGGAACUCACUCAUACUAUAUCAAAUUUGAUGAGUGGUGAUGUAGAAACUUGGUUUGAAUGUAGAUGGUGAGGAGCUGAAUCAAACAUGAGAAGACAACUCUCUACGGAGGAGGGAGAGCCAUGUCUCCGGAGGACCUCUUUCAAAAACUCUCUCAGGCUUCACCACUUGGGAUGAAUCUCACACAGACUUGCGAAGACAUGGAAGGAUCGCCAGAACCAGGUAGAGGUAGCAGCAGGAUCAGCAGCAACAGACACUAUAGCCCAGAGAUGGAGGCUAACAGUUUUGGAGACUUUGCUUCUACAGGAAAGAGUCCCUUGCUCAAAGCGUUGAUAGAUGUUGAAGCAGCUGCCAAUGCUGCAGCCAUACAACUCAUGUCAUUCAAGGAGACUUUGGAUAAUGAAAGUGAAGGUUCUAGACAUUCUUUGUCUGACAGCCGUAGGACAUCGAGGCAAAGAAACCUUUUGCUGGACAAGUUGGAAGUUUUCAAACGGAUAAAUAAGUCUGUUCGACAGCAGUUAAAGGAACUUCAGGAAUCAGAGGCUAAUAGACUUGAGUCUGACAGACACACUGAUAUUUUGUUGGAGAAACUAACAGAGGCUGAAUGUGAAAAUCAGCACUUGAAAAGAGAUCUAAACGACAAAGAAAGAAGAGUUGAGGAGCUUAUGGAUAUGCGAAAUAAAGAAAUGGACUACUUUCAUAACAUAGUUCAUAUGACCAAGUCUGUAGAGACUACACGGGCACACCUGCAGAGCCAGCUCCGCAGCAAGGAAGCUGAAAACAACCGCCUGACAGUGCAACUUCGGGGGUUGGAGAGAAGUCUUAUGACACAGAAGCUUGAGGCUGAGGAUCUAAGAAGAGAGAUCACCACUUUGUCCGGGAAGGCAGGGCAGGAGAAGGAAGCCCUGAAGAAGGCCACCCGUGCCCAGAAACACAGGGCGGAGAAGUUUGAAGCUGCUGUGGACAAAUGCUACAGUCAGCUGAGAGAGAAGGAUGUGCAGCUUUUGGAGGCUGGCGCAGAGAGGGACACAUGGAGGAGACAGCUGGAGCAGAGUGCAGAUGAUAGAGAACAUCUGGAAGGACAGAUAGAUCUGCUCAAAUGCAAAAUUGCAGACAUGACUGAGAAGUUGCAAAAAGAGAGAGAAGAAUUCACCGCUGGAAAUGAGAUCCUGCUGCAGAAAGUGGAGAAUCUCAACACUGAAAAUGGAAACCACAGCCUUGAUAAUGCCACUCUAAAGGCCUCUGUUUCUGCUCUGGAGCAGCAGCUGGCCUGCUCUGAGGCAACUGUAGAAGAACAGAACGACGUCCUUCAGAAGAGGAAAGAGCAGGCGGAGCAAUAUCAAAGUCAGGUGUCAGCACUCCAGGAAGAGGUGGCUGACCUGAGGAUGAAGUGUAAUAGCCUCCUCAGAGAAACAGAGAACAUCCGAGAGGGAAAAGAAGCAGAGAUCAAGAAGGUCAGGCAGCAGCUGGAGGGGCGAAUGAUGGAGCUCGAGGGUUACACCGAGUCACUGAGAUCAGCCAAACACAGUCUUGCCGAGAGCCAGGAGAGCCUGCGGCGCUCUGAGGAGAGAUGUGCAGACAAGUCAGAGUCCAUUAGGCAACUGAAGGUCAAGAUGGAAUGUCAAAGGGACAACCUGGCAUCGUCUUUGGAGAUGAAAGAAUCCCUUCAUAAGGCAAACUCACAGUUGCAGGAGAAAGUAGAUUAUCUUCAAAAGAGGAUGGAUGAUAUGCAGCAGGAGAACCAAGAGCUGCUCCACAAACUGAUUGGCCAGGAGGAGGCCCUGCAGUACAGCAGCCGAAGUCUGGAACAGAGGUCUGCUGAGUGCCAGGCCCUCAACCGUCAGCUGGAGGCCACGCUGGCAGAUGUCAGACAACAGGUCAUCAAAGUAAAAGAGAAGGCGGUCUCUAGGGAGGGUGCACUUCAGACUAAGAUCCUGGAACUGGAGGCUGAAAAGAGACGGAGAGAGAAUGAGUUGAAGCAGCUUAAGAUAAACAUGCAGUCUGCUGAGAAAAAGUUUGAUGUUCGUCUAAAGGACUUGCAGCUCAGCCUGGACCACUCAGAAAGUCACAAACGGAGCAUUCAGAACUACGUGGAUUUCCUUAAAAACUCCUACGCGACCAUGUUUGACGAGGGGCUAUCGCCAUCUGGUUUUGGAUCAACCUAUUUUCUGAAGUGAGGAUCGUGUAACAAUGUGAGCCUUGUUUAUUUAAAUCAGUGUGAUCAAUGUGGUUUCAUGACAUUCAUAUAUAGAAGCAAUUUGUAAAUUAUAGAAAUAAAGGGGUGACAUCA
This is a messenger RNA of Osmerus eperlanus (European smelt), 2419 nucleotides long. Its product is annotated as outer dense fiber protein 2-like. The record is from RefSeq and is a predicted model, not a curated record. Bases 252 to 2306 code for a protein of 684 amino acids. NCBI's taxonomy places the organism in Eukaryota, Metazoa, Chordata, Actinopteri, Osmeriformes, Osmeridae. Gene Ontology annotation, biological process: negative regulation of cilium assembly. The transcript has 17 exons. Gene Ontology annotation, cellular component: ciliary basal body; centrosome.